AUGGCGGCGCUCAGUGAGACUUUCCUGUCACUGGAUACUACUACUCCCAGCCCUCCUCAAAGCCGCCGGAGCAACCCCCUGGUCUUUAAUUUACAAGUAGCAAUUUGACUUGCUCUGCUGCAUGUCAGGUGGGAGCUUGGAAAGUGUGGAGAAGCCCCGGGGAUUAAGCGAUCGCAGCUUAAAAAGAAAAAAAGCCAAGCAAAUAAACAAAACCCACCCACCCUAACAAACAUGAGGCUGCUGGAGAGAAUGAGGAAAGAAUGGUUCAUGAUUGGAAUAGUACUGGCGAUCGCGGGAGCAAAGCUGGAGCCGUCCAUAGGGGUGAAUGGGGGACCACUGAAGCCAGAAAUAACUGUCUCCUACAUUGCUGUUGCCACAAUAUUCUUUAACAGCGGACUAUCAUUAAAUACAGAGGAGCUGACAAGUGCUUUGGUGCAUAUAAAACUACAUCUUUUUAUUCAGAUCUUUACACUUGCAUUCUUCCCAGCAGCAGUAUGGCUUUUUCUUCAGCUUUUAUCAAUCACACCCAUCAAUGAAUGGCUUUUAAAAGGGUUGCAGACAGUAGGUUGCAUGCCUCCGCCUGUGUCUUCUGCGGUGAUAUUAACCAAGGCAGUUGGUGGAAACGAGGCAGCUGCAAUAUUUAAUUCAGCCUUUGGAAGUUUUUUGGGCAUCGUUGUCACACCCCUGCUACUGCUGCUUUUUCUUGGCUCAUCGUCUUCUGUGCCUUUUACGUCUAUUUUUUCUCAGCUUUUUAUGACUGUUGUGGUUCCCCUCAUUCUUGGACAGGAAUCGGAUGUUCACUGUAUUAAAACCUUGGCUGAAGAAAACUUUGAAUUUAUCCUCUCAGUAGCCCCGCCAGCCAUUUUCCCAAGAUCUCUGGCUUCACUCAGUCCUGUCCAACUCUCUGGGACUCUUUUGCAUUCCAUGGGCUGUGGCCCACUAGGCUCCUCUGACAAUGGCAUUUCCCAAGCAUCACCGACUCAAUGGACAUGCGUUUGAGCAAAUCCAGGAGAUAGUGAAGGACAGGGAAGCCUGGCGUGCUGCAGUCCAUGGGGUCACAAAGAGUUGGACAUGACUGAGCAACUGAACAACAGCCAGCUUUGCUAGAGAGAAAUAUAUCAUUGGUUCCCAUCUUGUUUUAAAUUCAUGACCCCACAUUUAAAAUGUCAUUCAGCACUUCCCAGACAUCCUGCUCUGCUUCCUUAUGAGAUCAUUUUACCCUAUCCUCUAUUUUCAAAUCCCUUUUACUUCCCCUGACACUCUCCCAUUUGCCAUUACCCUUGGGUCUCACUGACUUUGCUUCCGUUUCUGAAACCUGUCAGCCUCUGUCCUGCCUGUCCCUCUGUUUGGGACACCUUCCUACCUGUCACCUCCUCAGAAAGGCCCUUCCUCCACAGGCUAACCCAUUCAGUCCCUAGCGUAUUAUCCAGUUUGAACCUCUGUUUGGUAUGGAUCAUUAUCUGCUUCUUGUUUAUUUGUCAUUUUUGCUUUUUAUUUAUUUCCUCAAACGUGAGCUCCAUGAGACCAGGGACCUUGCCUGCUGUUUAAUCUCUCUGUUCAUUUGCUCACUGACCAACCUAACCUUUGAGAUAUGGUCUUUGAGGGCCUCAUCAGAAGUGCUCAGUGUCCUACUUCAGAGGAACUAGGUUCCUGGCAAUGCAGCCUCAUUUCUCAAUUAUAACCAGAGUUGCCAUAUAUUAAAGUAAACAUUUCCAUAGAUUUUUAUAUGCAUUUUAAAUGAGAUUUUAUUAUUACCUGUUAAAUAAAUGUUGGGAACUAGAAAGAGAAGAAAAAGACCAGGAAGGGUGAGUUGAAAAUAUUUUCCUUAAUUUUUUAAUGAUGAUUAAACUUUUAUCAUUCCGUUUCUUAUUUACAUUUCUUAGAGUGGACUCUAUUUGCUUUUUGAGUGUAUGUGUUUGCUCCAGACAGUACUUCUUUUGGACUGAAAUCAUUAUUGAAUGACUGACACAUCAGUCACAGGCAGUCUGACAUGUGACACGCCGAUGCACAGUCUGACACGCUGACGCGUGUGGUCUAGUUUGGUCUUUGCCACUGCCUGGCUAUACACAUGCUUUCUAGGUCUCACUUACCUCGUUUAUAGAGCUAAGAGUUUAAUAUCUUCCAGCUCGGAGAUGCCGUGUGUGAGAUAAGAUUAGUCUUUCCAUAGAUAGUUGGGAGAUUGCUUGCUUCCAUCAGUUCUAGAAAGAAAUUAAGUGUGUGUUAUUGUAAUGUUUCUUCUUUUCUGAUAAAGCCUUCAAUGUAUCUAACUGCCUAUGACAAAUGCUUAUUUUAUGCAUUAGAUUUGAGAGAUUUAUGAAUCAAUGUUAAUGAAAUAGAAUUUCCACUACCUUUGAAAAAUAUUAUUUUAAAACAGCACACUAAACCCCACGUCGAUAAGUUAAUAGUAAAAAAGCAUAUUAUUUAUCACUAAUGCAUUUUCUAGUCCCUCGUUCAUGCUUUGUUUCUCAGUUUGAGAUUGACUUUUCAUGUUAAAUAAUCUCCAGCUGAAGCUGCAGUUAAUGUCAUUAAUGCUAGUAAAAUUUUGCACUUAUAAAAUUAUAUUCGGUUUUCAUCGCUUCACUUGAAUCGCUCUGGGAGAAGAGUGUCUUUUAUUAAUACAUCAUGCAAUGGGGUAUAUAGGUAAAGAGUGUUGUGAUAGAAACAUCAGCAAACUGGGACUUGGGAAUAAGAAUAGUUCUUAUUUACCACGUACAUUCCCCGGUUCUAAAGCAUUUUAUAUUUAUUUAAUCACUUAGUCCUCGCUACAAUUACUAGUCUAUGCAUUUUAGAGAUGCGGCACAGGGAAGUUAAGGAAUUUGCCCAAGAUCACAAAGUAAGAAGCUCCAAAGUCUAUACCUUGAACCCCUAUGCUAUUGUUCACUCAAGAGAGAGAGGUGAGAGUUCUAAUAAUCCAUGUGACUGGCUUUUGAGCAUUUGAUGCAAGCCGUUUGGGCUCUCAGGUUCCUUUGUUUUCAGCUAUAACCCGAGCAGGAUAGAAUCUGCGUAACCUUGUUCCUGAGAAUGGAAGUAAAUGUUAGUAGAGGGAAAGAAUUUCAGAGAGUGAAGUCGAUGAUGGGUGCUUCUUUUAAAUAGAUGGGUGCUUCUAUUUAAAAUAAAUAAUCCAUUUAUUAUUACUGUUUCCACUUUUGUUUAAAAAAAGUGUAAUAUUAGUUUGAAUCUACUCAAUAUUUAAUAAACGUUACAUAAUUGGUUUGAUGUCGCAUCCCUGACUGUACAUUUCAAAAGAACAUUAAUGAAGAAACAAAUCACUUUCUGAAAAUAUGUAUAUUCAGUGGAAUAGAGGAUUAAAAAUUGAAGAUUAAAAAAAAAAAAGGCAGACUCAGGAUAUAGAGAACAAAUAAGAGGUUACAGUGGGGAGGGGGAUGGAGCAGUACAGAGAUUGAGGAGUGGGAGGCACAAACUGUGGGGUGUAAGACGGGCUCAAGGACGUACUGUACAACAUGGGGAAUAGAGUCAAUAUUCUGUAGUAACUGUAAGUGGAAAGCAGCCUAAACCACUACAGUAUUGUAAAGUAAUUAGCCUCCAAUUAAAAUAAAUAAAUAAAUUUUUUUAAUUGUAUGAACUCUUAAAAAAAUCUUUAAAUAAAAGACACACAAAAAAACUUCUAAAAAAUUGAAGAAACAAUCUAAAACUACCUGGGAAAAAAAUGAAUUUUAAAUUCAAACUUAAUCUGAAAAAUCAGCCAUCAUCCAUUCCCACUCAAAAAUCAAUUUAUAAGUGUAAAGAUAGAAUAGAAAGAAAAACAACACAAUGCCCUGGAAAAAAAAUGAAGAAAACAAAAUGAUGGCUAUUAUACUUCUCACUUACCUCUGCAUAUCAACCUUCUUCACCCAAGACUGUUAUUUUUCCAGGGGCUCACCUUGGAGAUCAUGCAGUAAUUGGCAUGCAGUUCAGCUUAUUAGAAAUACGAGGAUUCAAAACUUUAAGUUUCAUUUUAACCUUUCCUGGUGCUUAAUUUAAAGCAAAGAAAAUCAAAAUGCAGAGGGUAAGACAAUAAAAGCAAAAGGCUUCUGAUGGAAGAUUUUUUUCCCCUUCUAUCUCCAUAGAAAAGCAAGCAAGUUAGUGAGGAUUUAUCAUUUAAUUUUGAGCAAAUGCAUCUCUGUGAGCUAUGAGGGAAAAUGAAUUAGUAUAGAUUCCGAAGAAAGUUACAACAAGCCACCUCACCAGAAUGCGUUUUUCCACUUCAUUUUGACUUUUUUCCCCCCAAAAGAGAAUUCUGAGUGGUUUAUAUCAGGUUGCAUUCAUCUAUCUCUAGCAAAGCCUUGUUUCCUAUAAGGUUAUUAAACACUGGUGUAAGGCAAACAGCUUUGGAGAAUUUUAAAAUGACACGAAUUCUUGACAGGUGGAGAGUGUUUGUGUCAAAAGUGUAAGAGAAGUUGGGUUUCCUGGAGUUUAUAUCCGAAGCCCGUAUUUGAGGCAUAUCAACACGACUUCACCCAGUAGUUUGUGAAAUAUUUUAACACUUUUCUAGCUACACAGUGCAAAAGAAGGUGUUUUGUGAUUUUAAUUUUAGAAGGAGAUGAAAACGCCCUAUGGAGGCUGGCAAGGUAGAGAAACACAGACAAAUAUCAUUGUAACACUAAAAACAGUAAAGAACAAUCUAUUUUCAACUAGGGUUAUCAUUUCACUUAUGAGUUUGUACAGUUUCCAACCUUCUAGUGGUUUUCUAUUUUGAGAUUCAGUAUCCAACAUGAAGAGCUGAGAGGAAAAGCGUGUUAGCGAAGAGGAUGCAGAAUUUGGCGUCCCUGUUUCUUGCCAUAUUAGAAGAAUCCUAAUAUACUAUGAGACUCUGAGUACUUUGUAAUGAAGAAAGAGGUACUAAUUAGGUUGACUAAAGUCAGAUUAAAACUUAUAAAGUUGAUUGACAAUUACAGGUUUGUCUUGGUUUUUAAAUUGGUGAGUUACACCUCAUUCAUAUUUAUUUGUUUAUUUUGUCAGAGGUGGUGGGGGAAGACGCUUUUACUUUUGGAAUUGGGAUCCUACAUUCUAUAAUCUGUUGCAGAGAGAGGACUUCUGUGUUUUUAACCAUUAUAUAUUAAAACAAAAGUGGAGACUAUCAAUUUCAAUAACUCCAUGUAAUUUCCAUGUUUUAUUUCCUAAAGAUGUUGAGUUGCAUUGAUUAGAGCAAUUAUCAGCAUUAAUGCUACUAGGAACAGUAAGUUAUGGAAUGACCUUUUAAGUGAAACGUCUGUGACCUUCCAUUAAGCAGCUACCCCCAUGGUGCCUGGAGAAGGAAAUGGCAAUCCACUCCAGUAUUCUUGCCCGGGAAAUCCCAUGGACAGGGGAGGCUGGUGGAUUAUCGUCCAUGGGGUCUCAAAGAGUCAGACACAACUGCGCACACAUGCCCCAUGGCAAUAUAUGUGAACAUGGGGCCAUCUGAGUCCCGCAGUUCAGUUCAGUUCAGUUGCUCAGUUGUGUCUCUUUGUGACCCCAUGGACUGCACCAUGCCAGGCUUCCCUGUCCAUCACCAACUCCCAGAGCUUGCUCAAACUCGUGUCCAUU
Bubalus bubalis (water buffalo) is the source of this 5523-nucleotide messenger RNA. RefSeq names its product solute carrier family 10 member 7 (gene SLC10A7). The transcript has 8 exons. The record is from RefSeq and is a predicted model, not a curated record. Gene Ontology annotation, cellular component: plasma membrane. Lineage: Eukaryota; Metazoa; Chordata; Mammalia; Artiodactyla; Bovidae. The coding region runs from base 232 to 999 and encodes 255 amino acids.